AUGUCAAAGUCGAAAGCAAAUAAUCACAGACCAUCAACAGUGACAUCAGUAACUGAAGAAAUCAAAGUCGUCGUUGUUGGAGAUGGCUAUACAGGCAAAACAACGUUAUGUAUUGUGUAUAAAGAUGGAGAAUAUCCACAAGAUCCGUACGUGCCAACAAUUUUUGAGAAUUAUGCUGCGACAGUGACCGUUAACAAUAAGAAAUAUAUUCUAAACCUAUUCGAUAGUGCUGGACAGGAAGAAUAUGAUCAACUUCGUAUUAUGGCCUAUCCGAAUACGAAUGUAUUUAUUCUUUGUUUUUCUGUUGUUGAUCCUGACAGUUAUUCGAACAUAUUAAGUAAAUGGAUCCCUGAAUUGAAUCUUUUAGGCUAUGCGGCACGUAUACCAAUUGUACUGGUCGGAACGAAAUUAGAUUUGCGUAAUGAUCCAACAACAUUAGAACAAUUAGCCGAAAAAAACCAAAGACCGAUUACACAAUCUCAAGGAGAAUAUUUAGCACGAAUUUGCUCGGCGAAAGCUUACUUAGAAUGUUCAUCGAUGCUGAAUUUCAAUGUUCGAAAUGUUUUUGAACAAGCAAUUGAAAUUCACAACUUCCAAGCACAACGACAUCGACAUCGAAUCAAUGGUGGACGACGAAUUCUAUCAUCGAAAUUAUCUGCAUGUUCAUGGUUUGGUUCGUUAUUGUGCUGUACCAACGGUUCUCGAACAUCGUCAUCGAAAAGACACACACGAACAAAAAGAGAUAAACAACAUCGUUAUACCAUGUGA
Molecule: messenger RNA, 768 nt
Organism: Adineta ricciae
Lineage: Eukaryota; Metazoa; Rotifera; Eurotatoria; Adinetida; Adinetidae
Source: the annotation of a GenBank genome assembly